CCGGGUCCUUUUCUGGCCGCUGGUCAGAAUUUCAAAAGGAAGUCUCCUUUGGCAUUGCGUGAAAGAAACACAGCGAUGACUCAUACGGUUGUACUCUUGGCCAGUAGAUAAAGUUCUUGUCCAUUGUGGGACUCCCCAGCAGGGCUGGGAGGAAUUUCCCCUCCUGCAUUCUUUACAAUAGCAGAUGGCCGUUCUGGAACGACUUCUCCACUCCUGUUGUUGAAGCUCUUGUUUUUCUCUGACCACUGUGGAAGUCAUUAAAGUUGUGUGCGAGCACGGCCCUGCACUUGGGAAUGGCAUUCUUUGAAAGCCUCCUGGGUCGGGGCUAUGCAGGAAACGGGGUGGUUUCUCUGCAGCUCCGUUGAUGUGCCCGAACCCAGAUCGUCAGCUGGCCCAGCGUGGCCCCGUCCUCUCAGCUGUCCCUCUAAAGAAAGACACACGCGAUGUCAGAGCACAUUGCAUUGCGGGCAAGGCUGCCUUUCUGUCUGACCUGCCUGGAGCUGGAGCGUUACCUCCAGAGCGAGCCCUGCUAUGUGUCGGCCUCUGAGAUCAAGUUCGACAGCCAGGAAGAUCUGUGGACCAAAAUCAUCCUGGCUCGGGAGAAAAAGGAGGAUCCGGACCUGAAGCUUUCCUCCAGUCCCCCCGAGGACGCUCUGAACAGCCCCGGCUUUGCUUACAACGUGGAGACCAACAGCCUCAACUCGGACCUGAGCAGCGAGUCUUCCGACAGCUCCGAGGAACUCUCCCCCACCACUAAGUUCUCCUCCGACCCCAUCGGCGAAGUCUUGGUCAGCUCGGGGACCCUGAGCUCGUCGGUCACCUCCACGCCCCCUUCUUCUCCGGAACUGAGCAGGGAGGCGUCUCACCUGUGGGGCUGCGUGCCCGGCGAGCCGCACCCUUCCGGGAAGGUGCGCGGCGGAACUGCGGGCAAGCCGGGUGACAAGGGCAGCGGGGACGCGUCCCCAGAUGGCCGGAGGAGGGUGCAUCGGUGCCACUUUAACGGCUGCAGGAAAGUUUACACCAAAAGCUCGCACUUGAAAGCUCAUCAGCGCACUCACACAGGAGAAAAGCCUUACAGAUGCUCAUGGGAAGGGUGUGAGUGGCGUUUUGCAAGAAGCGAUGAGUUAACCAGACACUUCAGAAAGCACACUGGUGCCAAGCCUUUUAAAUGUUCUCACUGUGACAGGUGUUUCUCCAGGUCCGACCACCUGGCCCUGCACAUGAAGAGGCACCUGUGAGGGGCAGCGCGGCGAACCCUGCGGGCUAAACGGCUUCCAGGCUGAGAGACAGCCGUGGAAGGAGGGUGCGUGUUCCAGCCAAAGCAUGCCAUUUUGCACCCCACCCAGCUGCCUCCAGGACCUCUACUUGGAAGGUCCCUCGAGGGCGAAACCCGUCACGUCAGAGGCGGCAGAGCACGCGCGGUGUGUGGCGUCUGGGUGGCCCUGACUCACCACCGGUCCCCACCUUCCGAGUGGUCCCUAAGCCUUCGCCGUGAGCGUGUGCACUGAGAAUGUUAAUGGUUGGGUGGACUGUGUGUGGAGGAUCUUUUCUGACUGUGUGAUGAGGCCGAGGCUUCUCCCCGGCGGCGGCGAGGCCGCGAGAGGCCGCAAACGCGUAGUUUGAAUGUUUUGUGUGUGCGGAGUAUAUACCACGAGAGGAGAUGACCACCAGACGUUUCCUAGGGGGUGGGGUCUGCGCCUUAGAAUAAAAAUUAAAAAAAAAAAAAAAGAAGGGAACCUAUGGAGGGCGGGAGUGGGUGGUCACGACCCCCGAGUGGCAGUGAAUGGGUGUGGGGAGGGGACCCCCCCUUCCCGUGUGCGAGAACGUUUGGUGUCUGGUGCAGCUAUGAAACGUGCAAUGUGUCAAGUAGCUGGUUUGCACUGGCUACAGCGAGCUCAUUUGUUACCCGUCGUAUAAGCUGUGUAUCUACAAAUAUAACACAUGAUAACUUUUCCUUGUAAGACACAAAGUACUGCAUGGUCCGGGGGACGAUCUGCUUUUCCAUUCUUCGGUCAGGGCUACACUGUUGAUUCCAGUUACUGAGCAGCGAAGACAACGGUUGGUCAAAUUCAGUGCUCCCUACCCAUCUGGGCCUGGCAAUACACAAUCCUCCCCCCCCCCCCUCGAUUUUGUAACACUCCCUUUCAGAAAGGCGUUGCGCAGCAUAGGAUUAUUUUUUGAACGAUGCUGAAUUUGAAUUCCCUUUUCGGAGAAUUCCGUGAUGCCCUUUGAAGGCAUUGGGCGUAUGUUGGGUAUCAAGAAUGCUAGGGCUGGGAAUUGCCGGUCUAAUGUUGCAUUAGACUGAGAACCGAAAAUUUUUCUCAGUUGGGUGGAUAAAACCACUAAAGCUUAGAAACUGUUUUUUCAUGCAGCUAAGUUUCUCUUAUUUAUGCCUUGAGGACUAAUUUCUGGUUUUCUAGCUGUUAAUGCACUGUAGAUCUUAAUAAUGGUGCCUUAUGCAAGUGGCCCCUUCUGCGGGGGGGCCUCAUACAGGGGUAUGGGUGAUGCAUGCUUUAUUAAGGCUCUUUUUUUCACCUGGCAUUGUACUGUAUCAAUAUAUAAUACAGAGGGAAAAACAAUCUCUUUAAAAGUCCUCCUUCACCAAGACAGAGAAAGAGAUAAAACUCCCCAGACGAGUCAGUAUUUACUCGGUAUUUUUGACAACUUGACUGUCAGUGUUAAAGUGAAAACACAGGAUAAUUGGAAAAUCGGACCAUUUCUGCCACCAUGAGACUUUCAUAUAGACUUUGCACAACCAUUGUGUAUAGAUCACACACCGGCUGUAUUUAAUAUGUAACGUUUCCACACAUAUUAAAGACACAGAAGUAUAAAAAAAAAAAACCCAAUGUUAAUGUAUUUGCUUAAAAGGCACAGGUCCACACAUGUAUCUGUUGCUAAUACAGAAAGUAUAUUACUUUUUUUAAAAAGUGGGCGGAAUUCUUGUGUAUGUAUAUUUGUCUGUAAUGUAUGUGUAUGUGUGUGUGUGUAUGUGUGUAUAUAUAUACAUAUAUAUAGAUAAUAUAUAAAUAUUUUUUUAAGGAAAAAUGAGAAUGUUUAGCUAGGAAUUUCCACAGCCUGUGAAGAAAUAUUUCAGAAUGGCCAUAAAGGAGGUAAAAAUGAAAACUAUAACUUUUACGAAGGCUUUAUCUGUAAUUUAAUGAUCUGCUACAGAGUCUUGGCAUCAGAUCUCCCCCAGACUGCUGAUCAUUAUUGGCAGGUCCGGAGUAGUGGACCUUCGGCCGUCCCAAAGUGGCUCAGACGGGAAUGCUGACCCACUAAUUGGUCUCAGACACACCAAGGUUUUGAUUUUGAAUUUCAGCCUUAUUAGAACGUCGAAACUAAGAGUAAGCUAAUCACUUUUUAGUAAGCUAAAAAGGGUUCUUUUUUAGAAUACUUUUUAUGCAGAUGAAGCUAUUUUUUUUUCCAGCACAUAGAUUCUUCCAACGAGUCAUUUCCCCGAAUUGGCAUACCACAGCAUGGCUGAUAUUCCAUCCAGCUGCUGGCUGGUGGGUGUGGAUCUCGUCUUUAUAUAUAUGUAUAUAUAUAUAUACAUAUGAGUCUGGCUGGCCUGGUAUUUUGUUUGAUCUUCCUGGAAAUGAGCAACGAUGAAAGCUCACAUAACUGGUUUUUUGUUUUGUUUCGUUUUGUUUUUCAAUCUGGGCUGAAUACACAUACCUGAAGAACUCAUUUCAUUUUGCUGCGGGGCGGGUGGUGGGGGGGGAUGCACUUUUCUUUUGGCGAUUCCGAAUCCAGGCACUUGAUUUGCUGGGUUUUGGGAAACUCCUUUUUUGGCCCUGCUCUGUUGCUUUAGCCAUAACAAUUCCAUUAAGCAAGAAGGUAAACGAAAAGACAAAAAAGGAAAGAAGGGAAAAAAAAAAAAAAAAACCCACACAACAGCUUGCCCUGGCUUGUGUCACUUACAAAACAUCAUGGAGUUGUUUGAUUGGGUGGGGCUCGAUGCCAUGUGUGUCAAUGCCUGUAAUUUUCAUAAUAAGCAAGUACAUAAAGAAUUACAUUCUGUUCAGGUGAUAACUGAGCCUCAAUCAAGCAGAAACCUUUUGCUUGACAUUAAAAAAAAAAUUUCUAUUAGUGAAAUUUCUUUUGUUUUUUUUUUGAAGCACCCUGUUAUCUAAAGAAUCUUUGUAAGAUUUUUGUAAAAUUUUGUUUUACAAGAUUUUAUUUGAAAUUGUUUUUUGCAAGAUUGUUAUAUUUCUGUAUGAAUGUAUUUUUUAUUGGAAUAACAUAAAAGAAUUCUUAUCAGCA
Molecule: messenger RNA, 4263 nt
Organism: Hyaena hyaena (striped hyena)
Lineage: Eukaryota; Metazoa; Chordata; Mammalia; Carnivora; Hyaenidae
Gene: KLF6
Product: Kruppel like factor 6
Exons: 4
Coding region: 444-1238 (264 amino acids)
Biological process (GO): regulation of transcription by RNA polymerase II
Molecular function (GO): DNA-binding transcription factor activity, RNA polymerase II-specific; RNA polymerase II cis-regulatory region sequence-specific DNA binding
Source: RefSeq, a predicted model, not a curated record